Rhopalosiphum maidis (corn leaf aphid) is the source of this 784-nucleotide messenger RNA. RefSeq names its product mitochondrial pyruvate carrier 1 (gene Mpc1). The coding region runs from base 183 to 527 and encodes 114 amino acids. Gene Ontology annotation, cellular component: mitochondrial inner membrane. The transcript is spliced from 3 exons. The record is from RefSeq and is a predicted model, not a curated record. Lineage: Eukaryota; Metazoa; Arthropoda; Insecta; Hemiptera; Aphididae. Gene Ontology annotation, biological process: pyruvate import into mitochondria.
CUAUAGGUCUUAAUUCUGAACCCAGACGUUGACCUCUAGAACUUCCAAUAAAUUUUUUUUUCAAUUGAAUAUUAUUAGUUUCACUAAUCACUCAUUAGUUUAACCUUCAAAACAUAAGACUUUUUCUAGUUAUAAAGCAUAUAUUUCUCAUAUUUUUUUAAAAUCAUUAAGUACAAAAUAAUAUGGCUUCCAUGGGUAAGAAAUUGUUUGAACAAAUCAAAAGUAAGGAAUUCCGUACUUAUUUAAUGAGUACUCAUUUUUGGGGUCCUAUAGCAAAUUGGGGUAUACCAAUAGCAGCACUAUCGGAUGUUAGAAAAGAUCCAGAAUUAAUAAGCGGUAAAAUGACUGGAGCAUUAUGCUUAUAUUCAAUGGCAUUCAUGAGGUUUGCGUGGAAAGUCCAACCGCGUAAUAUGCUUUUGUUCGCUUGCCAUGCAACAAAUGAAGUAGCUCAAGUGAUUCAACUUUCAAGAUUUAUUAACUAUAAUUAUUUAUCUGAUAAAAAAGAAAAAAAAAACGAAAUAGCUUAAAUAUUCCAUUUUUUUUUUAUUUUGGUAUACUAUGUAAUUUAUUUUUUAAAUCAAAAUUUCAUUGUGAUAGGUUUCUGUAACAUGCAUUUAUAGAAAUGCAUAUUAACUUUGACAUACUGACAUCCAUUUGUCAUUAUUGUAAACAAAUGUUGACAAUAAAUUUAGAUAAUGUAUUCAUAUAAUUUGCUCAUUUUUGUAUGAGAUAUACUUGGCUGUUUAUAACGAUUACAAUUUGAAACGUGUAUACUUUAAUUUUA